AUGACGGAAAGACAUGCACCUAAAGCAGCAGCAGUUGGAAAUGGUAAUGGGCCUCAUCAUGAUCGAAGUUGUGUUUAUGACCAGAGCAAUAUAGUAGAUGGAGUUUACUGCCUCCCAAUAGCACACUGGAUUGAAGUCUCUGGACAUACUGAUGAGAUGAAACAUACAACUGACUUCUAUUUUAAUAUUGCAGGACAUCAAGCUAUCCAUUACUCCAGAAUUCUGCCAAACAUCUGGCUGGGAAGUUGCCCUCGGCAGCUGGAGCACGUGACUGUCAAGCUGAAGCACGAGCUGGGUGUUACAGCUGUGAUGAACUUCCAGACCGAAUGGGACAUUGUUCAGAAUUCCUGGGGCUGCAACCGCUACCCAGAACCCAUGAGCCCCGAAAUCCUCAUGAGACUGUAUAAAGAGGAAGGUCUGGCUUAUGUCUGGAUGCCAACCCCAGACAUGAGCACUGAAGGAAGAAUACAGAUGUUGCCACAAGCUGUCUGCCUCUUGCACGGGCUGCUGGAGAAUGGACACACUGUCUAUGUUCAUUGCAAUGCUGGCGUUGGCAGGUCUACAGCUGCUGUCUGUGGCUGGCUGAAGUACGUGAUGGGAUGGAGCCUGAGGAAAGUGCAGUACUUCUUGGCUUCCCGGAGACCAGCUGUCUACAUUGACGAGGAAGCUCUGAAUCGUGCUGAAGAUGAUUUCUACCAGAAAUUUGGACGUCUUCGUUCCUCAUGCAAAGUACAAGAGUAGAAAAGCAGAAGAGGAAAAGGAAGGUGAAAAGGAAUCCUUACAUUUGAACCCCGAGGACUUAGAAGUCAGGAGUCAGACACCUGCCUCUCCUCAUCAGAUUAUAAGCUCGUCGUAAAAGUCAUGAGAGUUUUGUUAAAAAGUGCCUUUGAGGAUUUUUGGUUUGCUUUCUUUAAGCUGAUAUGAUUGAUGUUGUCAAGCCUUUUACUGCAAGUAUGACACCUAGAAACUCUGCAAAUGGAAACUUAGGAUUUUCUUUUAGCUACUUGCCUACAGGAACUGAAGUUUUAGGGUAGACACUGAAUAAGACGUGAUGUGAAAUAGUUAGAGAUGGCAAUAUUUCAGUGGCAAGGAAGAGAGGG
Opisthocomus hoazin is the source of this 1100-nucleotide messenger RNA. NCBI's taxonomy places the organism in Eukaryota, Metazoa, Chordata, Aves, Opisthocomiformes, Opisthocomidae. The record is from RefSeq and is a predicted model, not a curated record.